Molecule: messenger RNA, 1060 nt
Organism: Toxotes jaculatrix (banded archerfish)
Lineage: Eukaryota; Metazoa; Chordata; Actinopteri; Toxotidae
Gene: bik
Product: BCL2 interacting killer
Exons: 6
Coding region: 105-584 (159 amino acids)
Source: RefSeq, a predicted model, not a curated record
GUAAAGGCGUGGCCUAUCACGUUUGUGGCAGUUACCUGAAAGCAAUAAGAUUAAAAGGACGCUGCUGGCGGCGUCCACUUUAAUCUACACAAAAGAAAACAAAGAUGGUGGAACAAACAAGACGGCCGAGUCGUGUCGUCUCUCUCCAGGCUGGACCUGGUGACGUGGACCCUGGCACCCUGUUUGACGUUAACCUCAGAGUCAGUGACAGGAGAGCUCGUGCUAUUGCCCGCCAGCUGGCUGCAGUUGGAGACCAGCUGGACUGGGAGUGGACCAGCAGACAGCCAAACAGGCUACCAACUCUUCUACACAUGCUGAGACCCGCUCAGGCACUGACCAGGACCAUCUAUCGGGACAUGCACAGCCAGUUAUGGGCCUUCCAGGGUCUCUCUGCUGCAGUGAAGGACUGGGUAGUGAGCACUGCACCUGGGCAGGCUAUCCUCAGACCUGAUGCCUUGACAGCCUGGGUGUCCAGUUUUAAACCAAUCACCUGCACUGGCUGGACCAGAGGAGCCCUCGUGACUGUGGCACUGGUGGCUGCAGUGAGCCUCUUCGGUGCACUGUGGAUGCAAUGGAAAGCCUGAAAGGCCAUAAGCAGGUCUUUUUGGCCCUUAUAUAUUUGACAAAAAAAUGUUUGCAAAUGAGUGACAAUUAUUGCUAACUGAUUUGUUUCUGCUGUUUACUUUGACUUCUCUUUUUAUACUAUUUUAAUGAGCCGUAUUGUAAGAUGACACUGAAGUCAGUAAAAAAUACUGUAACUUGUUCGGAGCACACGGAUAUCGUUAAAAUCUGUUUCACAAAAGUGCCCAGCGAGUUGGCCAGCAUACUGUAGCAGUGACAUUGUUUCAGACAUUGUGUCAGAAGCAUGUUUCCAUGAUUGGACUGUUGCUGGCCUGCAGUCUUUUGUAUCCAGAUUAGUUUCUUACUGGUUUAAGAGGCCAACUUUUUUUUACAGAUAAUAUGUAGCCUGGCUUAAUAGAAAAUGAAGGGAGCUGGUCUUUCUGUUGCAGAUUUGAAACUGCUUUUCACGUGAUGCAAAAUAAAAUUCAUAAUGACAAAA